AAAUCAAAGUCGAAGACUCAUCACGAAAGAUCGUAUUUUGGAGAGAGAGAGAGGGAAAGAAGAUGAACCAGAACCCAACUCAAAACCAGAACCAGCAACCGAGCGACGGCGGAAAGCACGACGAUGACGCCGCCCUCACCGACUUCCUCGCCUCCUUGAUGGACUACACCCCCACCAUACCCGACGAGCUCGUGGAGCAUUACUUGGCCAAGAGCGGCUUCCAGUGCCCCGACGUUCGAUUAAUCAGGCUGGUAGCUGUCGCCACGCAAAAGUUUGUUUCUGAGGUUGCAACUGAUGCUCUUCAGCAAUGCAAAGCGAGACAGGCUUCUGUAGUCAAAGACAAAAGGGACAAACAACAAAAGGAUAAGCGUCUAAUAUUGACGAUGGAAGACCUGUCAAGGGCAUUGCGUGAGCAUGGCGUCAAUGUGAAGCACCAAGAGUAUUUUGCGGACAGCCCUUCAACUGGGAUGGAUCCUGCAACAAGGGAAGAGUAAUUUGCAAUUGGAUUCGCGUUAUUCCAUUUACAGUGUGUGGUUGUAUUAGUAAUUCUACAUGGAUUAGGUGAUGCUCGAUCGCUCUUUUCUUUUGCUUCGUCUACUGGUGUUUUUCGGCGGAAGAUAUUCUUGAUAUGAAGUAGUUAACUUGUACAUGUAUGGAUUAAUUAGUAAAACGAUUGCAUCUCGUUUA
Messenger RNA from Pyrus x bretschneideri (Chinese white pear), 687 nucleotides. Its product is annotated as transcription initiation factor TFIID subunit 10. Bases 63 to 494 code for a protein of 143 amino acids. Lineage: Eukaryota; Viridiplantae; Streptophyta; Magnoliopsida; Rosales; Rosaceae. The transcript is spliced from 6 exons. Gene Ontology annotation, molecular function: promoter-specific chromatin binding; RNA polymerase II general transcription initiation factor activity. Gene Ontology annotation, cellular component: transcription factor TFIID complex; SAGA complex; nucleus. Gene Ontology annotation, biological process: transcription initiation at RNA polymerase II promoter. The record is from RefSeq and is a predicted model, not a curated record.